AUCCUACACAAUUAAUUAGUUAUUUUCUAACGUGUGGAUCGGUACUUCGCUUCUCUUUAAAAAAUAAUUGCGAAAGACGAUUUUGAAAAGAAGAUUUUAAGGCGGUGUUGAUAGUUGGAGCAUAAAAUUGAAUCCAAAAUCAGGGUUUUUAAGAAUAGUAAGGAAUUUUCUGUUCUUGGUAUUUCGAAUGCAUGACUAGAAUUAACAUGGCAGGGGUUAAUCCAAUCAUUGUUUACAAUAUUGGACGUGAUAAAAUGUGGAAUAUUUCUUGAUAACAGUACAUUUCUCACUAUAUUUUAUGUUGUCACUCAUUUCUAUGAUCCCUAAAAGUUAUUAGAAGCAAAGGAGAAGUAAAAUACGUUUGUUUCAUCAGUUAUCAUGCCAACUUAAAGCCUCUGGCUUCAACGGAAGUAAUGAAUAAUAAGUAGUCGAAACCUCUCGAAAAAAAUAACAAGGAAAUUAUACCCAAGUAUGUGCGGUAGCUCAAGACGUAUUUAUAAGACCUAAAUCCAAAAUGCCACCAAUCAGCAGAUCAUUUUUAUGGAACAUUUUUCAAAGGAUCGACACGGAUAGAAACGGCUCUAUCAAUGGUGAUGAACUUCAAAGCGCCUUGGCAAAUGGUACUUGGAAUCCUUUUAAUCCUGAGACCAUACGACUUAUGAUGGGGAUGUUUGAUACAGAUGGCAACGGUAUGAUUACUUUCAAUGAAUUUGCUAAUCUUUGGCAGUAUGUCCAUGACUGGCAGGAAUCAUUUCGCAGCUUUGACACUGAUAGCUCUGGAACAAUUGACAGAAAUGAGUUGAAAGCAGCUCUUCAAAGUUUCGGAUACAAUCUAUCGGAGAGGUUUUACGGAAUACUUAUCAGAAAGUUUGAUAGAACUGACAGUGGAGAUAUUCGCUUUGAUGAUUUCAUUCAGUGUUGUGUUGUUCUUCAGACUUUGACCAACGCUUUCAAACAACGCGAUCAUAACUUGACUGGAUGCAUAACCGUCAGCUACGAACAAUUUUUAACAAUGGUGUUUAGUUGCAAGACGAAAUAGAUAUAUCAUCUGCAAUACUGCCGAACUUUGACGUACCUUAUGCUAUUUUAUGUAAAUACAUAUGCACAAGUUCAAACAAAUAUUUUUAACAAUGGUGUUUAGUUGUAAGACGAAAUAGAUAUAUCAUCUGCAACACUGCCGAACAUUAACGCACAUUAUGCUAUUUUAUGUAAAUAUAUAUGCACAAGUUCACAACAAAUAUUUUUAACAAUGGUGUUUAAAUGCAAGACGAAGUAGAUAUAUCAUUUGCAACACUGCCGAACAUUGAUGUACAUUAUGCUAUUUUAUAUAAAUAUAUAUGCACAAGUUCACAACAAAUAUAAUUAAAAUCUUCAAUGUAAGCCUUGAUUUGUUGUUACCUAUAAAGAUGAAUUGUAGUUCUGCAACUGUGA
This is a messenger RNA of Xenia sp. Carnegie-2017, 1431 nucleotides long. Its product is annotated as programmed cell death protein 6-like. The transcript is spliced from 7 exons. NCBI's taxonomy places the organism in Eukaryota, Metazoa, Cnidaria, Anthozoa, Malacalcyonacea, Xeniidae. Bases 515 to 1039 code for a protein of 174 amino acids. The record is from RefSeq and is a predicted model, not a curated record. Gene Ontology annotation, molecular function: calcium ion binding.